AGUUCUGGUAUCCGUGAAAAGUUUUGCAAAUACAGAUGCUAAUGAAGCAAAUGUUCCUGAUAAUAAGGAAUAUGGUAUAAAUGAUGAUUUUAUAGUUAUGGAGGACGGAAGUCCAGUAUCUAUUUUCACUUUUGAUUGCGUUAAGCAAAGAGAUAAAUUGCCUUUAGCCAAAAAUGCUUUCAAGAAAUUUCGAACCAUUAGACAUCCAGAUUUAUUACGUUAUGUUGAUGGUGUAGAGACUGAUUCUAAUAUAUAUAUUGUUACCGAAAAUGUUACUCCUUUAAGUACACAACUUAAUACUCGUUCUGAUGAUAAUUUAGUGUCAUGGGCUGGUGAAUGGAAAUUGGCUGGAUUUGAACUUAUGAGUUCCCCCAAGGAAGACAAUCCUGUGAUUUUUGUGA
Molecule: messenger RNA, 401 nt
Organism: Racocetra fulgida
Lineage: Eukaryota; Fungi; Glomeromycota; Glomeromycetes; Diversisporales; Gigasporaceae
Source: the annotation of a GenBank genome assembly